Molecule: messenger RNA, 317 nt
Organism: Podospora pseudocomata
Lineage: Eukaryota; Fungi; Ascomycota; Sordariomycetes; Sordariales; Podosporaceae
Exons: 3
Coding region: 1-312 (103 amino acids)
Source: RefSeq, a predicted model, not a curated record
AUGAUUACCUACUGCCUGAUCAGCGAUCAAUUUAUAACCAAAUUCGCCUAUGAAGAGUACCAGACUCCAACUGCCCUGGGCCAGUCUCUGAUGGUGGUGCCACGUGCUUCAGCCGUUGUGCCUGCCCAGACUAAUGCAGAGCCAGUCGCAAUCCAUGCCAACCAUCACAACAUGGUUAAAUACACAUCAAGGGAAGACAGCGGAUACAAGACCGUAUUAAGACACCUCAAGGACAUGGCAAAUGACGCUAUCAAGCAGAUUCCGCAGCGCUGGGAGGCAGAGAAAAGAUCUAACGAGGGUAGGCAGUCUUAGACCGC